Molecule: messenger RNA, 609 nt
Organism: Serpula lacrymans var. lacrymans S7.9
Lineage: Eukaryota; Fungi; Basidiomycota; Agaricomycetes; Boletales; Serpulaceae
Exons: 1
Coding region: 1-609 (202 amino acids)
Source: RefSeq, a predicted model, not a curated record
AUGGACCUUCCACCCCUCCAAAGCGUCUUAGCAAGCGAUAGCGCACAAGAUGCACCUCUCGCACGAACUCUCUCUCUCUUAUUUGAGCCUUCGGAUAUUAUUUUUUCCCAUCUGGUACCACAACUCGUCUCAUCUCGUGCAAAAAAAUCAACCAUCACCUCUUACUCAGAACUCAUCGAUGUCGCCAUCGAACUUAUAGGACACUGGGAUGCUUCACUUCGAUUGGCAUUUAUCGCAGGCCACCCACGGAUUGGCGAGACCCGUAACCUUUCGGCUUUGAGCGCUAAGGAGCAGGGAGGAGCGAACGCAACGACAGUCGUAACUCCGCCCGAGGUACUGCGUAGAUUGGCCCAUCUCAAUAGAUGCUACGAACAUAAAUUUCGCGGGCUGAUAUAUAUGACAUUUGUGAAUGGGAGGAGUAGAGCUGUUAUCGCGGAAGAGAUGGAGGAUAUGCUUGGCAUUGAGCAUUCGUUGUCGCCUGACGAACCUAACGUGAACAGCAUUUGUCCUGUUAAAACGGGUGAAGAAGAAUGGGUAUCAGAGCUUGAUAGAGCAGUGCAUGAUGUCGGCCGCGUCGCGAAAAGUCGCUUGAACACCCUUGACGUGUAA